Molecule: messenger RNA, 1245 nt
Organism: Cariama cristata (Red-legged seriema)
Lineage: Eukaryota; Metazoa; Chordata; Aves; Cariamiformes; Cariamidae
Gene: TRADD
Product: TNFRSF1A-associated via death domain
Exons: 4
Coding region: 1-921 (306 amino acids)
Biological process (GO): extrinsic apoptotic signaling pathway; positive regulation of canonical NF-kappaB signal transduction
Cellular component (GO): tumor necrosis factor receptor superfamily complex
Molecular function (GO): transmembrane receptor protein tyrosine kinase adaptor activity
Source: RefSeq, a predicted model, not a curated record
AUGGCAGGCAGCUCCGCUCCUUGGAUCGGCAGCGCUUAUCUCUUCCUCCAGUCAACCUGCAAGACCAUCGUUCUGCCGUCUCUCUAUGAGAGCUCACAGAAGAAACCUAGCGUGUUCAAGGCGCUGAAGCUGGCAUUAGCAGACUCCACCGGCAGCGUGAAUGGUGUGGACAUGCUCAAAGUGCACUGCAGCCACCCGCACCUGAUAGUCCAGCUCAAGUUCUGCAAGCAGGAGAACUGCCGCCGGUUCCUGCAGAGUUACCGGGAAGGAGCGCUCCAGAAGUCCCUCCAGAAUCACCUCCAGCUCUCCUUGGCCAUGACCACGGUGCCUCUUGAAAUGGAGCUGAAGGCUGGCAAUGAGCACCUCGACAAGAUGCUGAAGGAUGAGGAUCGCUGCCUGGAGUGCAUCUACAGAGAAAAGCCUGACCGCCUGCGGGAUGAGGAGAUCACAGAGCUGGAGGAAUGCCUCAAGAGCCUGAUUGUUCACCACAGCUUCAACAACAAUAUGGCUGUAAAAGACUGCGCGUCUCUCAACUCCCCAUCUCUACCUUAUCCUUCUCGAGGCAGGUCCCUUUCCCCAGAAGUCACCUUCAUCUUUCAGGGACAAGAGUUCGCCAACAGAACGCUCACGCCAGACGACCACCAGAAAUUUGCCAAGCUCGUGUCCAAGAAAUGGAAGCAAGUGGGUCGUUCUUUGCAGAAGACCUGCCGGGCCCUGCGUGAUCCUGUCAUUGAUAACCUGGCUCUUGAAUAUGACCGAGAGGGACUAUAUGAACAAGCCUAUCAACUGCUUCUCAGAUUUAUCCAGUCAGAAGGGAAGAAGGCCACAAUAGCGCGGCUGAUCGCAGCCCUGGAAGAAAAUGGUCUCAUCAGCUUGGCUGAGGAGCUCUUGGGCCUCCAUUCCAAUGAGGACUGCUCCUAGAGCCCAAAGGGUUGUGGCAUUGCUAAGGGCUUUCUUGCUUUAGCUAGUGUAUGAGACUGCUGCCAGUGUCUGGGAAUGUAAAGUCCUGAAGAAUCACCACAGGUUUCCAUGUAGGUGGGAAUGCCCUGGGGAGAGGUUCUGUGCUCGCAGAAGCCAACACAGACCUCUGACAUUCCUUAUUUCAUUCUGUUUCCAGAAGUCAACGUUACUUUCCCGUGAACUGGUGAGAGAGGCUUUCAGCCUGACUUCCUUCAGGACUGAAAUGUCACAGGGAAGCAGCCAGACAGUUAGAGAGCCCUGGGGGAGGGUGAGGGAGAGGAGAAA